Mitosporidium daphniae is the source of this 453-nucleotide messenger RNA. RefSeq lists its product as uncharacterized. Gene Ontology annotation, molecular function: mRNA binding. The record is from RefSeq and is a predicted model, not a curated record. Gene Ontology annotation, biological process: RNA splicing. The transcript is spliced from 3 exons. Bases 1 to 453 code for a protein of 150 amino acids. NCBI's taxonomy places the organism in Eukaryota, Fungi, Microsporidia. Gene Ontology annotation, cellular component: exon-exon junction complex; nucleus; cytoplasm.
AUGUUACCGUUGUGUGAUUUAAUUGUAGUUGACCAGCAUCCCAGCAACGCUCCCUUUGCAUCCAAGAGUUCAACUCGUAAAAUAGAGGUUGCCUUUUCCCACCAUGCUUCCACCUCUGACUUGUCCGAGAAAGCUGCCGAGACAUCUCUUAAUCAAGGAUCGGCUCAAAAAUCUAUCGAAGGAUGGGUAUUAUUUGUAACUGGCGUGCAUGAGGAGGCAACCGAGGAUGAUUUUGUCGAUCUUUUUUCCGAAUACGGAACUGUAAAGGACGUGCGGCUCCCUCUUGACCAUCGUACAGGUUAUAUAAAGGGAUAUGCCCUUGUCGAAUAUCCAACGCUAGCAGAGGCACGGGCGGCCAUUUCUGCUUUAGAGGGCUCAAUCUUCCUCGAUUAUACUCUUCAUGUUUCUUUUGCUUUUUCCAAGGGCCAAACCAAGCGUCUGAAUAAAGAGUAA